UGGUUAAAAGCCAUGUGAAGUCUCUUUUCUCUUUCGUCUCCUCUCUUCCUCUGUGUAUCUCACUCGCUGACUCGACCUGCAAUGCUCAGGGCAGUUAACGGCUCUGGCAAUGCUUAACAAUGCACAGACUUGAUUGGCUGAGCAGAAUCACAUGGGACGAUUAGAGCACAUGCGAUUGGUCUGUGAGUUUCCUGUGUCGCUGAACGAGGACAGUAAAUGCUAGAAAAGCUGCACAUUAUAGAAUAGAACACUGUUUAAAAAUAUGGAAUUGAAAAAUGCUGGGAAUAAAAAGCUGCACACAGAAAGAUGUCUUUAAUCUACAAUCUUAUCAUGGGGAUUCUUGGAAAGCAGUAGCCUAAAGAUGCCUUGACUGCUGGAACCAAGUGAAAAGCUUUUGUAGCCAGUCGGGACAGUUUGGGGAAAGCACCUAAAGCUGGACAUAGGUGCACACGCCGACUGUCCCAUUGAGUUGAGCCCCCCCAGGGUUGUGGUGAGAUAUGGAGAUCCAGUCUCAGUCAACUGCAGCAUGCAUGCAAGUGUGCCUGAGAGCAUGUUUGACGGAAUGGGCUGGGAAGCUCCAGGAGGCACAGGGAUAGUGAAGAAUGUCAGAAGUUUGAAUUGGACUCCGAAGACGCUAACUGAAUGGGACAUCAAACCCCAAUGCUACUUCAACCCAUUAAAUGAUAGUCUUAAACAGUGCUUCAAAGACCUAAUAAUUGUAAUUUACACAUUCCCAGAGACCAUCCGUAUCAGCUCCAGCAGUGGCUCAGAUGGUGUGAUGAAGGAAAAGGAGGACUAUAACAUCACUUGUGACAUCCACAAUAUAGCCCCUGUUCAAAAUCUCACUGUAAAGUGGUACAAAGGAGAUGUCAUUGUCCGAACAGACACUUUUGACAAUCCCAGUAAGAAACCAGUGAAUCAGUCAUCUGUCCUCAACUUUACACCGACUAGACAAGACGACAGAGUCACAUUCAGAUGCGAGGCACAUUUGAACCUGGGGCCAGAAGAGCCACAAUAUAAUGUAUCUUCACAAGAGUAUAAUAUCACAGUUCACUUUGGACCAGAUGUACCAUGUUCCAGUUCUGCGUUACUGGAAGGGGAAACUUUGGAGAAGCUAUGCAAUGUGACAGGAAAUCCCAAACCAAUUGUCAAAUGGCUGAAAGACAAAAAGCUCACAGACCCGACCGUCCCUCUGAGUAGGGAGAAUGCAGGGCUGUACACCAUUGAAGCUAAUGGCUUGUCAUCCAUCCAAAAGGAACUCUUGGUUACUGUACUGUAUGGACCAGAGUUGAUGUGUCCAAGCACUUACACUGGAAUGGAAUACGCUCCUCACAACUUCACCUGCAUUGUUAAGGGCUAUCCUAAACCUAAGACAGUCUGGUACAAAGAUGGUGAGGAGGUGGAGGAAUUUCCGGAGAAAUUCACGAGACGUGAUGCAGGGCAGUACUUGAUCACAGCUUCAAACAAUCUGACAAGUGUGAAUAUCACAGUGGAGAUUAAUGUCAUUUACCCACCAUCACAGAUAGUUGAGCUCGAAGAUUCUGAAGUCAACCUUGGUUCUACUGUGUCGCUGAAGUGCUCCUCCACGGGCAACCCACGACCAAAAUAUUUCUGGAAUUAUUACCGGACUGCCAAUGUGAUGGAGGAAAAUGAAGAUGGAGUGUCCCGUCUUAACAUCCGCAAUGCUACUGCAUACAACAUGGGCUCCUACACAUGUCAUGCCACGAAUGACAGAGGAAAUGUCUCUAAAACAGCCAGAGUCACUGUAAAAGGUGCCGAGCAAGAAUGCCCUAUUGAAAUAACUCCAGACACGAUGGUGAUACAAUACCAAAGCAGAGACCAGAAUGCAACAUGCAAGUCAACAUCCGCCGGCUCCAAAAAUCUACAAGAAAUAUACUGGCGGGGUCGACCAGAUGUCAAAAGCAAAAUUUGGCUUGUUGACACCAAUAAAGGCUGGGACGUAACGCCUCUUUGUAUAGCAAAUUUUACGGGAAUAGGACAGUGCCAGAAAAAUUUAAGCAUCACUCUUUACAAAACUCCAGACAGUGUCUCCAUCCAUCGUGUGGAUAACGUGAGCUCAGUGGUGGUGGAGGAGAGAGAGCUCCAGCUGCAGUGUGACAUUACCAACGUUGCUCCUGCACAAAACCUCACUGUGCUGUGGUACCAAGGGAAUGAAACCUUCAAACCACUUGUCACAGGUCCAAUGAAAGUGACUAGCUGCCCGCAUGAGAACAGCACAAACUGUGACGUGAAUGUGAUCCGAUCCCCGGUAAAUGUGUCGUCUACCAUUAGCAUCACUCUGAACAGAAAGCAUAAGGGAGCGGAGUUCAGAUGUGAGGCUCAUUUGGACCUCGGACCUGAGGGACCACAGCCUCCUCCAAACAUGAUGUCCAGCCCUCUCAACAUCACUGUCUACUAUAAGCCCGUCAUCAAUACCACAAAGCUUCCAAAGACAAUCCCAGUGUUCAGAGGUUAUCCAGAGGAGCUCGUUUGUGAAUCCGAGGGUCACCCACCUCCAAAGAUCCAGUGGCACUACAGCUCAGACAAACAGCCCCAUGUGACUGGAGACACACUCAUUGUGUCCGAAGCAGGCCUCUACAACUGCAGCGCCACCAAUGACGUUGGUUCCGUCUCCCGUGAGGUCGAAGUGAUUUUAAAAGGAAAGCAUGUGAGUUCCUCCUGUCUUGAGAUGAGCCCUCCUAGAGUUGUGGUGAGAUUUGGAGACUCGUUCUCAGUCAACUGCAGCUCAAAAAUCAAGGCAAGCGGAAUGGGCUGGGAGUCUUCAAACGGAGGCAUACCGCUGAGAGAGAAUGCCACUUUUCUUACCUUAAAGGCAACCGCUGUGAAAGAAUGGGACUUAAAUCCAAUAUGCUUCAUCAAUCCCUUUGGCAGUGACAAUAAACAGUGUUUAGAAAGCCUACCAGUCACUGUUUACAAAAUGCCGGACAGUGUGUCGAUGUCUCACCUGAGUCAAAUGGUCCCAAUGGUAGAAGGUCAAACUUACCUCAUGCAGUGUGACAUUGUUAAUGUUGCACCUGUAAGAAACCUUUCUGUGAACUGGCACAAAGGAAAUAAGGUAUUCUAUACUCAGACAUUUGACGAGUCCCAUCUAACUCCAGUCAAUAAGACAUCAGUCUACAGUCUGACCGCCCAUAGAGAUGAUAAUGGUGCUCAGAUCUGGUGUGAAGCAAAGCUGAAAUUUGAGCCAACAGCACCAAAUCCUCCCGCAAUCCAAUCAAAUUCACAUGAAAUGAAUGUACAGUACCCACCAACCUUCACUGGGCCUGCAAAUGAGACGCUGGAACUUCCAGAUCGUAGUAAAAUGAUUUUAAAUUGCACUGCCACAGGAAACCCAAUGCCAGCAUACAGUUGGCAUGUUCCACAUCCAAUACAACAGUCGAAGGAGGACCAAAAUGAGAAUCAACCUAUUUUGACCCUGUCCAUUCAGCUUCCAGGGACCUAUAACUGUACAGUGGCUAAUAUCCGGGGCACCAAGACCAAAUAUUUCACUGUCAUCAAAGCUACAAGGGAUCAAACAACUUUUGCAGCCUUGGUUGGAGUAUUUGUGGCUCUGGGAGUCCUGCUCCUCAUUGGCGGGGCUUUUUUUGUGACACCUGAAGGCACAUUUUCCUUCAGCAGAGGCGGCUAUCUCAGAGGACAUCCUGCCUCAUCAGGACCUCACAGUCCAGCUAGAGUAAAUACUUGAGCGUGAUCUGAAUACUCCAAUGGGGCACAUUGUUGAUAGUGAGUUUUUUAUAGUUAUUAUUCAUUUCAUUUUUGUAUGUGCAUAAAUUAUGCUAAUGUCAUGUUCUGUAAAAUAAUAUUUACCAAAUAUUGUUUUGUGUGUAUGCACUGGUAUGACUCUUGAAUGUUUUUGCACUGAAAAGAUGAACCAUGCCAUUUUUAUGGUGUGCCCACAAUUUCAUUUGAUGAAAGUUUGUUAUUUUAUUGAAAUGACCCAAAUAUGAGCCACUAAAUCCUGUGUGAGACAUACAAUCUGUCUGAAGUACAAAAUGCUGAUUUCCAUUUGUAAACCUUUGUUACUGAAUGAAAUGAAAAGUAAGUGAAAUGAAAGUUUAAAUUGAGAGAUGUUAUUUUCAAGGGAAUAUCGUUUAAAAUGUUCUGUAAAUGCAUUGUGUGCAUGAACAGGUUUUGCAUAUACAUCAACAUCACUUGCUAAAUUAAACCAACAUCUCUGUCCUUUUGCAGAAUAAUGAUUGAGGCAAAGUCAAACCAGUGUCUUUCAUCAAUAUGUUUCACUGCCACCUUUUGUCAACCCCCCAGACCCCCAUUCAAUCUGGCUUACAUUAUACACUGCUGAGACUGCCAUACUAAUUAGUACUGUACAAAGAGAAUGUAAAGGAGAGCAUUUGUUGUCCUGUCUACGGUUGCCAAGAUAAAUCUAUUUUUUCUGAA
Micropterus dolomieu (smallmouth bass) is the source of this 4416-nucleotide messenger RNA. RefSeq names its product hemicentin-1-like. The transcript has 16 exons. The record is from RefSeq and is a predicted model, not a curated record. NCBI's taxonomy places the organism in Eukaryota, Metazoa, Chordata, Actinopteri, Centrarchiformes, Centrarchidae. Gene Ontology annotation, molecular function: integrin binding. Gene Ontology annotation, biological process: cell adhesion. The coding region runs from base 527 to 3706 and encodes 1059 amino acids.